UCAAGGCGAAAGGUAUAACUGUGAUCUUCUUCACCGAGCUCCAAAAUCCCGUAUGACCAAAGAGUCAUCGCAAGAACUCAACUUUCAAGCAUACAUUCUCUCGACUCUAUAUAUAUAUCUGCGUUUGUGAGCCUGAGAUAUUAAGGAAUUGAAAAAAUCAACCAUAAGGAAAGGAAGAGAAGAGGUGUAUUAAGACUAUUGCAAUGUCAUCGUGGCUAAGAUCUGCGGUCAACAAGGCUGUGGAGGUUGGUAACAAGAACAACCUCACUCGAGUUGUUCGCAACUAUGCCGACACCGUUGUCCAACAAGCCGGUCAAGCUGUUGCCGAAGGUGCCAAAAUCCUUCAGGAUCGCAUGGGAGGCAGCAACUAUAAAAGCUAUAGGCAGACUAUUAAAAGAUUGGAAGAAGCCUCUGUUUCUUGUAGAGGGCCAGAAAGAAGUCAGUUGAUAAGAAGAUGGCUGACUGUACUUAAGGAAAUUGAGAAAUUAUGUGGGGUUUCUGUUGAAGACAAAGGAAGCAGUUCUGAGCAAUUUCAACCUAAUCAAGAACCAAAAGACAGUACCAGAAAACUUCAUCUUGUUCUUUAUUUUGACCCUGACCUGGAUGGUGAGCCAAUGAAUUUUCUGGACGUGUUUCUCUAUAGUCAAGCUUUGGAGGGCAUCAUUAUAUCUAUGAUACUUGAACCACCAAAUGAAGAAGAAGUUUCUCUGCUACUGGAUUUAUUCGGGCUUUGUCUUACUGGAGGCAAAGAAGUUCAUAAUGCUAUAGUGAGCAGCAUACAAGAUCUUGGAAAAGUUCUGUCAAGCUACGAAGAUGAAGUAUUGGUGAAACGAGAGGAGCUGCUCCAGUUUGCUCAAACUGCCAUCACAGGGUUGAAGAUUAAUGCAGAUGUUGGGAGAGUAGAUUCUGAAGCGUAUAAGCUAAAGAAGAAACUUGAGGAUAUGAAAGCAUCUAGAGACCUAGCGGUUGAAGUUGGGGAAGAAACCUCUAAGGAGAGAACUUUUGUGACAAUAGAGGCAUUAAAAGAAGCUCUUGCACAUGUUCGAACUUGUUCUCGAUUAGAAGGGCUUCUCCUUAAGAAGAAAUCCUUUAAUAGUGGAGACUCCCCGGAAGUUCAUGCACAAAAGGUUGACAAAUUGAAGGUCUUAUCUGAAUCUCUUGCCAGUUCCACCACAAAAGCUGAGAAGCGGAUAUCAGAUCACAGAUCCCAGAAAGAGGAGGCCUUAAAGUUCCGUGUGUCCAAAACAACCGAAGCCACUGAAAUAGAGAAGGAAUUGGGAACUGAAAUUUCAGCACUUGAAAAACAACGAGAUGAACUUGAAGCUGAGUUAAAAAAGGUAAAUAUUUCCUUGGGUGCUGUUCAGGCACGCCUUCGCAAUACGAUGGAAGAGAGGGACCAGUUUUAUGAUGCCAAUGACAAGAUCGUAGCACACUUAAAAACAAAGGAAGAUGAAUUAUUGAGGUCGAUUGCUACAUGCCGAACUGAAGCAGGUGUUCUGGAUACUUGGUUGAAUUUUUUGGAAGAUACCUGGGUUCUUCAACACUCUGAUACAGAUAUUAAAGAAAAGCAAGCCAGUGAGGAAUUGGAGAAACACGAGAGCUAUUUUGUGGGCCUAGUCAUCAAUCUCCUCUCAGCUUAUGAGAAAGAGCUGAAGCCUUUCAUUGAUCGGAUUGGUAAAUUUGUUGAUAACUUGAAGAACUUGGGUGAAGGGUCUGGCAUGAUGUCUAGGGUGGAUACUGAGGGCUCUAAAGAACUCAAUCCAAGACAAACUUUGGAAGAAGAAUAUCUGGACCUUGAAGCAAAGAUUAUAACUGCCUUUAGUGUUGUGGAUAACAUGAAGGAACAAUUCUAUUCUCAGCAAGGGAAAUUAAGGAAAGAUGAGCCAAGGGUGAAAGAGCUAUUUGACAAGCUUGAAAAAAUGAGGGAAGAAUUCGAAAAGAUUGAAAGGCCAAACUUAGAACUAGAGAACCCUACUAUCCCUGAGCCUGAGGUAGUAAGCCCUCGUGAGAAGUCACCACAAAACAUCUUCCUGCAGCCUCCAUCACCAGUUGCUUCCGUGUCUCCCAAAGUCCUCGCAAAUGUGGAGAAUCCCAAAACAGAGCAGGUUCUGGACACGGAAGAUGAAUUGGCGAAAUUUGAGUCUGAAUUUGGUGCUGUAAGUCGAGAUUACACAGAGGAGGAAGUUGGCGACUGGGAAUUUGAUGAGCUUGAGAAGGAACUGACAGCUGGUGACUCAGCUCCAAGCAAAUAGGAUCGAUUGAUUGAACACAAAAGUUUAAUUAAAGUUGAUUAUGCUUUUUACAAAAAACGGUAUGCAUAAAAUUGGCUGGUUACUUUCUUUGCCAAGUAAAGUUUGGAUUGGAAUGGAUUGGGAUUGGAUGAUGUUCAAUUUACUCACAUGUAAAUUAUGAGUUGUAAAAGAUUGUAACAGUUAAUGUUCAAAGCUUUGGAUAGAUUCAUGAAUUAAUUGUAAAUGUUUAGGACCUACAGAUA
Impatiens glandulifera is the source of this 2494-nucleotide messenger RNA. Its product is annotated as cingulin-like protein 1. The record is from RefSeq and is a predicted model, not a curated record. Bases 204 to 2252 code for a protein of 682 amino acids. NCBI's taxonomy places the organism in Eukaryota, Viridiplantae, Streptophyta, Magnoliopsida, Ericales, Balsaminaceae. The transcript is spliced from 18 exons.